AUGGAAAAGCCUUACAUUGACCCAAAAAUUAAUAUCGAACCGAACCGACCGGUGAUCGCGCUCUUCUCAUCCGGUACUACUGGCCCGCCCAAGGGUAUUGUUCAUGCUUUGAGAUACUUCACUGCACACAUGGGACCUCUUCCCCAAGAGCCAGGCAUGGCACUAUCACACCGUCCAAUGCAAUAUGGAGCAUCCCUAACCGCUGCCGUCAACGCUAUUCUCAGAGGAAUGCAGCUUGAAAUACUAACCCCAGAUGCUGGACCAUACCAAAUCUGGGAGCGUUUACGGCAGGGUGGUGUGACUAAUCUAGCUGGCUCAGUUGGCUUCUGGGUAGGCUUAAUGGAAUACUUUGAGCAAAACUUAGAUGGUCUCCCUGAAGAAGCAAAAAUGCCUUAUACCGAUGGUGUGAGAUCUCUCCGCGUUGCAAAUUGCAGUGGCGCUAUGGCAAUGCCAACUACCAAAAGAUUUUGGAAAUCGAUGAGAGGGCAACCCUUGCAGAUGGUCUGGGGUAGUACUGAAUCUUCCAUCGGAUUAAAGACUGGAUCUGAUCUUGAUUUUAUUGACUCGAAUGCUAUUGGAAAGCCUAUUUCAAAUGUGGAGGUCAAGCUCUCAGAAGGAGACCACGGAGAAAUGAAAGUGAAGACUCCAACCAUGUUUCUACGGUAUUGGAAUAACGAAAGGGCUACUCGAGAGGCAUUUGACGAAGAAGGAUUCUAUCGAACUGGUGAUUUGGUUCAUCGCGUCGAUGGGGACUAUAUUAUCCAAGGCCGUGCAGCUACGGACAUUAUAAACUGUGCCGGGGUCAAAACACCAAUCCUGGACGUCGAGACGGGCCUUUCCAAGCUCGAGUAUAUCUCAGAGGCUUGUGUGCUUCCUGUCAAAGAUCCCAAAACAGGAAACCGAGUCGCCGCUCUCGUACGCACUCGAUUGGAUAGAUCGCAGCUUACGCUACAAGUGCUUCGGAAAGAUCUUGCUUCCCACUUGCCAGCUUUUCAGCUUCCGACUGUUCUGCGUGUGCUUGGUGACCAGGAACACAUCCCCCGAACUAUCUCAGGGAAGGUGGCUCGACAAGAAGCAAAUACUCUGUACUUUCCCCAAAAUGCAGUAGAUCCCAGCUUGGAGAACUUGCCACAGGAAGUCCAGCUCGAUAAUUUUGAUCCGAAAGCACAGUUGCGAUCGCGCCGGAUGUGGGAUACAGGAGGUGUUCAGUAA
This is a messenger RNA of Penicillium waksmanii, 1212 nucleotides long. RefSeq names its product ANL family adenylate-forming protein. Bases 1 to 1212 code for a protein of 403 amino acids. The transcript is spliced from 4 exons. Gene Ontology annotation, biological process: fatty acid metabolic process. NCBI's taxonomy places the organism in Eukaryota, Fungi, Ascomycota, Eurotiomycetes, Eurotiales, Aspergillaceae. Gene Ontology annotation, molecular function: medium-chain fatty acid-CoA ligase activity. The record is from RefSeq and is a predicted model, not a curated record.